Messenger RNA from Magnolia sinica, 1835 nucleotides. Its product is annotated as cytochrome P450 71AU50-like. Bases 92 to 1642 code for a protein of 516 amino acids. Gene Ontology annotation, molecular function: heme binding; monooxygenase activity; oxidoreductase activity, acting on paired donors, with incorporation or reduction of molecular oxygen. NCBI's taxonomy places the organism in Eukaryota, Viridiplantae, Streptophyta, Magnoliopsida, Magnoliales, Magnoliaceae. The record is from RefSeq and is a predicted model, not a curated record. The transcript is spliced from 2 exons.
GAGAGAGAGAGAGAGAGAGAGAGAGAGAGAGAGAGAGAGAGAGAGAGAGAGAGAGGGAGGAAUCGUAGCUUUGCAGCUACUUCCCACUACCAUGCUUUCAUGGAUGACACUUCUCUUGAUAGCAUUAGUUGGGUUCUGGCCCAUUGUCUAUCUCAUACGUCCCAUGAGAGGGGAUAGGAAGAGAACGAAUGGUGUUGGAAUCAAAGGUACGUUACCGCCUGGUCCCCAGGGACUUCCCAUCUUGGGAAGCCUCCUCACGUUGGGGAACCUCCCUCAUCGUACGCUCCAUAGAUUAGCCAACAAGUAUGGCCCAAUCAUGUACAUGCAGCUAGGCCUAGUUCCAACCAUCAUCGUCUCUUCCCCUCAAGUGGCCCAGCAGUUCCUCAAGAAAUAUGAUCUCAUCUUCGCCACUAGGCCGGACACUAAGGCAGGCCACUACAUGUCCUUCGGUAGAAAGGGAAUAUCGUUCGCCCCGUACGGUCAUUACUGGCGAAACAUGCACAAGUUUUGCAUGAUAGAGUUGCUUAGUAACCUCAAGAUCGAGUCAUUCAGGUCGAUGAGGAGAGAAGAGCUAGUCCUCCUCGUGCAAUCACUUAAGGAUGCAUCUGCGGCCUGCCUCCCGGCCAACCUUACCAUCAAAGUUGCAUCUUUUACCACAGACAUAACAUGCAGGAUGGUGUUUGGGGAGAAGAAAAUGAACAAGAUUAUCGAUGAGCAAGGCUUCAAAGAAUUCGUUGAAGAGGUCACGUAUCUUGCAGGAGCUUUCAACAUAGCUGAUUACAUUCCCUGCAUCGGCCCGCUCGAUCUCCAAGGGUUACGACGCCGCAUGAAGACCACUAACAAGUUCUUCGAUAGCCUUUUUGAGAAGAUCAUCGAUGAACACUUACAACAUAGUGAAGUAAGGCAUCAGAGGGACUUCGUCGAUUUCAUGUUGUCAUUCAUGACUUCUGACGAAAAUCAAUUUCAGUUCAAUCGGAGCAAUAUCAAAGCCAUAUUGUUGGAAAUGCUUCUGGCUGCGUUGGACACAUCAUCGACUACGAUAGACUGGGCCCUCUCAGAGCUCAUCAAGCAUCCACGUGUGAUGAAGAAGGCACAACAGGAGUUAGAGUCCAUUGUAGGCAUGGAGCGGAUGGUGGAAGAGUCUGACCUGGAAAAUUUGGAGUACUUGGACAUGGUGGUAAAGGAGACCAUGAGGCUUCACCCUGUGGUCCCAUUGCUUCUCCCUCGUGAGGCCAUGGAGGAUUGCACCGUCAACAGCUUCCACAUACCCAAAAAAUCUCGCAUCAUUGUAAAUGCAUGGGCCAUCGGACGGGACCCCAAUGUGUGGUCUAAUCCUGAAGAAUUCUACCCUGAGAGGUUUGCAGGCACUAGCAUAGAUGUAAGGGGCCAUGAUUUUGAACUUCUACCUUUCGGGUCUGGGCGUAGAGGUUGCCCAGGAAUGCAGCUGGGCCUAAUGAUCGUCCAACUAGUAUUGGCCCAACUGGUGCAUUGCUUUGAUUGGGAGCUUCCAAAUGGCAUGUCACCUGAUGACAUGGACAUGACCGAGAAAUUUGGCAUUGUCAUGCCUAGGAUCAACCAUCUGUGGGCGGCUCCGACUUACCGCCUUAGGGAUGAUAUUUCUGCUGAGCAAAUGAAGAUUUGAGUGUGAAAGGAUGUUGAAAGAAAAAGAAAGAAAGGAAAAAAGACAAAGGAAGUGGUAAUUAGCAAAAGAAUAAUCCAGUGUUAUGUAUGUAAUGCAUGGGCCUAAAUUAUGUUUGAAAUGCUUUGUUAAGUAUGAGUAUAUUCUACACAUGGUUGUAGCCAAUAAAAGUUAGCAUAAGAUGACCAUUUAUGUA